Molecule: messenger RNA, 852 nt
Organism: Prorocentrum cordatum
Lineage: Eukaryota; Dinophyceae; Prorocentrales; Prorocentraceae
Source: the annotation of a GenBank genome assembly
AUGACCAAGGUUGAGCCGGUGCCGGUGCUGAAGGAGGACCUCAUCGUCGGCCAGGGCAUCCGGGUCCAAGGGCGCGACAUCUACAUAACCGACUGCGACGACUUCACCCGCGAUUACUACCGGACCGAGCUGUCCAUGGUGCAGGACAAGCUCGUCAUCGAGGAGCACGUGGAGUCACCUCCCAAGAUGCCGCUGCCGCCGCACAACGGCUUCGGCAACGAAGAAGACUCCAUCGGCAACUGCAACGCCCUGGCGCCGAAGGCGCCCCGGAAGGACGUCGGCAAGUUGCUCCAGGACUUCGGGAAGGUGCUUCGCUUCGAGGGUGUCAUGCAGACCGCCAGGAAGGAGGACCAGGACCGGCGGUUCAUCGUCGCGACGUAUAUCGCCGACGAUGACGUCGCGGUGUGGGAGAUCAAGAACCCCGCCCUGGCACACGCCCAGGGCAAGUUCGCGGCCAAGGCCCGCAAGAAGAACCCGGCCACCGGCCAGUGGUUCCGGCCGAGCGACUUCUACGUCGGGGCGACCGUCGAGAUCAGCGCGACCCGUUUCCUGCUGGUAGCCGCCGAUGAGAUGGCCGUGCGGUUCAUGGAGAGUGACCCGGACAGCUUCCCCGUCGCGGACUCGCGUGCUGUUGCCAUGAAGCUCAGCGCCGUGCGGGAGGAUCUCCUCCGCGAGGGCGAGGAGGUGACCCAGCAGAGGCUGCUGGCAUUCGCCGCCGAGAGGAGCAUCCCCCUGAACCAGCACGAGUGCAUGACGCUUGCACGAGCGUUCCGCGCGAAGAAGGAGGUAGACACUAAAGGCCCCGUGUCCGUCACGAGCUUGAUCGCUUGGCUGGGCAGGCACGGCUGCUGA